Messenger RNA from Rotaria sp. Silwood1, 423 nucleotides. Lineage: Eukaryota; Metazoa; Rotifera; Eurotatoria; Philodinida; Philodinidae. The record is from the annotation of a GenBank genome assembly.
AUGGAUGAAGAAAAUGAAAAAUGGUCUAUUGAACAUUUAAAAAAUUUAUCAGUCACUUCAACUGAAACUUCAAAUACAUUACAAGUCAAUUCAACAGAAGUUUCAGAGACUGUACCAAAUAGUGCAAUUGAACGAAUGGAAUUAUGUAUUAAUAAAAUAAAAGAUAAUCAAAUAAAUGAAGAACAAAAAAAAGAAUUUCUUGCUGAAUUUUGUCAUUGUGCUGAAGAAUUUCAUUCAACAGAAGGUUUUUUUACUCUUGGUGGUCUUGAUAUUCAUUCAACAUUAUUAGAUGAAGAUAAUGAUCAUUGUCAAAGAAUUAUUGUUCAAUCUGGUUUAAAAGAAAAAUUAUUAAAAAUUUUUGAGGAAUCAAAUAAUCUUGAUUUAAAAACAAAAGCAGUUACAGCUAUAUCAGGUAUGAACUAA